Fusarium falciforme is the source of this 852-nucleotide messenger RNA. Its product is annotated as C2H2-type domain-containing protein. Lineage: Eukaryota; Fungi; Ascomycota; Sordariomycetes; Hypocreales; Nectriaceae. The record is from RefSeq and is a predicted model, not a curated record. The coding region runs from base 1 to 852 and encodes 283 amino acids. The transcript has 2 exons.
AUGGCUGAUGCAGAUGACACCCCUGAUGAGAUACCAACUCCUCCAGUACAAGCCAUGAAGGACUCAGUCGGUCCAAGCCUGAAGUCUACGAAACAGAUCGUCGAUGAGACCCCCAAAUAUUGCAUCAAAGGCAACCUGAAAGAUUACUCUGCCAGAUCCAAGAAUGAUGCGUCAAAACAGGAUGUGGCGUUUAGGACAAGCCAAGAAAAAAAGGGGUAUGAAUGCACAGUUUGCCGAAAGACAUUCUACAGAAAAUCCAUUCUCAAGAAACAUCUGAAGAGACACGCAAGGCCAUACGGUUGCACGUUCCUCAAAUGUAAAAUCGAUUUUGGCAGCAAACACGACUGGAAGAGACACGAAAGCGGCCAGCAUUGCCAGGCUAAGAAGGACUGCAAUCGCGAUGGUAGGUUCUGGUGCGGCUUUUGCACCAAGAUGAUCGAGAUCAGUGACAUCAGCAAGCUGGGGACUGCAUGGGCCAAACGAUGUGACCACAUCGAUGAUCACUUCUGUGGUCGCGGACAGUCUCUGAAGCAUAUCAGCGAGUGGAAGCAUGAGGAUCCAAGUGGCACGAAAGCCUCCAGCAGACCUCACGAAACCGAGUCGGAUUCACUACUCAGAUCUGGAAAGUUGGUACAAAAAUCCCGCCAUGGACCUAAGGCGAAUGCUAAGCUAGAGCGGAGCAAUAAUGCCCAGUCCAAGCCUGAGAACAUUAAGAGCUACGGGGGUGUUGAUUAUACUCGCCGGGGAAAUGAGUACCUCAGCGGCAUGUUGAUGUCACAGGGGAAUACUAUUACCAUCAACGGCGAGGACUUUGUGGAGUACCGAGUGAUCGCGAAGAUAGACUUCGCCUAA